Rhagoletis zephyria (snowberry fruit fly) is the source of this 642-nucleotide messenger RNA. RefSeq names its product cuticle protein 7-like. The record is from RefSeq and is a predicted model, not a curated record. Gene Ontology annotation, cellular component: extracellular matrix. Lineage: Eukaryota; Metazoa; Arthropoda; Insecta; Diptera; Tephritidae.
AUGCCCAAGCAGGCAUAUCUCUAUAUACUCUUUAUAACAGCAACAUUUGCUUUAACCCAUUGUGGUGUCAUUGGCCCGUAUGCCGCACAUUAUGGACCACACGGCGCUGGACCGCUACACUAUGCACCCUAUGCAGUACCUCAUGCACCUCUUCCAGGGCCAUAUGUAGCACCAGCACCAGCACCAGCACCGGCUGCCCCUGAACCCUAUGAUCCAGCACCAAAAUACUCUUUCGGCUAUGACAUUCAAGAUGGCUACACUGGCGAUUCAAAGAGCCAACAUGAGACGCGUCAUGGCGAUGUGGUCAAGGGCAGCUAUUCACUUGUUGAUCCGGAUGGCACCAAGCGCACUGUAGACUAUACCGCUGAUCCGCAUAAUGGCUUCAAUGCCGUAGUGCGUAAGGAACCCAUUGCUUACAAAGUCGCCCACGCCCCUGCUCCCGCUCCCAUAGCACCCGCACCCAUCGGCCCAGCAGUAGCCGUGAAGGCACCAGCCAUUUCCUAUCCAAUAGCAAUCGCUCCAGCCCACAUUCCAGUCCCAGCACCAGCACCAGUACCAGCACCAGCACCCGCUCCCCUACCCAUUGCACAUGCUGGCCCACAUUUUGCUGCAGCCUAUCCAGCUUUGGCACAUAGCUCUGCC